UUAGUUCUGGAAUCGUUAGAGUGUAAUCAAGUGUGAAAUUAUUUUUCAAUGUCUUGCUCCAUUUUAAAAAAAUUUUCAUUUAAAACUUUUCAAGCGGAUCAUCAAGUAUUAGAACAAGACACUAUGAAUAUUUCAACUCCUAUGCAUGAAACGCAAAGUUUCCUCAAGUGUCUUGAAAAUACUGCUAUGCCUUCAAUGAAGGCUUCCAAAAGCUGGAAACACACCAUUGUUAAUUGGAUAAAGCCAUUGACGUUUCAGCAAAAGCUCGAGUUGCACAAAUCUAUUUAUCCUAUGAUGAAAUGGUUAAAUACAAUGGAUCAAAUUAUUUCGUCUCUCGGAUCAGAGUUGAUCCGAGUUGAUAAAACUACCGCACGGGCCAGACUAAUAUGUUUGCGCCAUUUCAUGCAAAAAAUCAAAACUAAACAGCAUGAAAAGGAUUGGAUUGUUAAAACGUCUAAAAAAGUUAUUAAAAAGUUGGAUUAUCUAGAUUCAAUAAUUAUGGUUCAUAAAUGGGCCACAGACAUUCAAAUUAAGUGGAUUCAAAUUUGUUCAGUGGCAAUGAAUCUCGAAAAGAUACUUUUAAAAAUUUUGACGGAUGAUGGAAACUGUUGAAUGAAGUUUCAGCCGAUCAUUCAAAAACAGCGGCUCA
Molecule: messenger RNA, 649 nt
Organism: Daktulosphaira vitifoliae (grape phylloxera)
Lineage: Eukaryota; Metazoa; Arthropoda; Insecta; Hemiptera; Phylloxeridae
Exons: 4
Coding region: 49-612 (187 amino acids)
Source: RefSeq, a predicted model, not a curated record